AUGGCUGCAACUCAUCCUUACAGGCAGCUGUCCUAUAACGGAAUUAAACCACACCAUAGCCCGUUACUGCUGAUAUCUAGCAACCACAACAACCACAACAACAACCACCACCACCACCAGAACAUAUUUGGCACAUUGCAAAGCACAUUCAUCAAGUUUCUGAAUCGAAUAUGCAUCAAACUAGGUAUCAACAGAGAACAUAGGCGAAAUAUCCAGCUACUCAUACUCACAGUACUUAUAUUCUGCAUCACCUUCCUGUUGGUGCUUUUCACUCCCAACCGUGAAAAGAUCCUGGACAUGUUAUUGUCGUCCCCCGGAACAAUUAUAAACCAGUUUGGAUCGAUGUACGACAAAAUCGAAGUAAAUAUCAAUUCUACAGAAGAAGCAACAUUCAACAAAAACUUGAAUAAUUUGUUACAAAACAAAUUGGAGGAUGAAGAAAAAAACACUAAACCAGGCAAAUUGUGGGUUUUGCAAAAUGGCAUUUACAACAAAAUGAGCGAGAUUCCUGUACCUAGCUAUUUUUACUCAAAGAAAGAGACUAAACCCGAAGUUCAACCAUUUGACUCGAGAUUCACUUUGGCAAUGUACUACAACUAUAUAAAUAAAGUACUACUGAGUAAAAAGACAGAGACAAGUGGCAUUAGUGAAACUCGGAGUGAAACUAGUGAAACUAGUGAGCCAUCAGAUAGAAUUAGUGUACCCUCUAAUUGGAUCGAUUGGAAAGAUCUUAGCUCAUUGUACCCAUACAUCUUGGCCCUGGAACUGGAUAAAUUGCUGUGUUCUGACUUGGACUCACACAAUGAUCACGACUUAAUCAAGGGUAAAGAAGAGGCAAAAGUUGAAAAAGAAAAAGCAUGGGAAAAGGAAAAAGAAAAGAAAAAGGAACUAGAAAAAGAAAAGGAGAAAAAAGAAAAAGAAAAAGAAAAGGAGAAAAAUGAAAAUGACCAAAAAGGGUUGCAAAAGAGAGACUUGAAGCACUAUGGAGAAGUGUUUGACCACGAGAGAUGGUGCGUACCAGAUUCAAACCUUUCACCUGACCACAAUGACGGCCACAAGUUGCACCCAGGCUUCAACGUGUUCCGACCACCAGGUCGUAUGACAGAAUCCAAGUACAGAUACGCUGGACAAUCCUAUCUAUAUUCAUUUGCACCACCACCAUCCCAAAUUGUCUUUCUCACAGACAAAGGACCAAUCAGUGUAGACACAGACUCAAACUUGGGUCUUUUGAAUAACCAAUUACCCGAACAAUACGUUGCAGACUCUUCUUCAUCCACCAAGAUCAAUCUUGUAAAGGAGUUUCAAACUUUGAAAAACAACUACAACUUAGACGAAACAAAGCUCAUUAGUUCAUACCACCACAAUAUCCCCGAAGAACACUUUAAAUUCAACCAGACACAAGCACUUGCUGAUUUAGAAAAAAGAAUUGCUCUGGGUGAAAAACUUAAUCAGAGAGAGAUCAACUACAAGGAGUCUCUCGAAUUUUCUAUCGACAAGAUCAAAAAUAGUCAUCCAGGUAAGUACUUUUAUGAAGCCAAAUUGAUGGGUACCAACCACGGUGAUCAUUACGAUUGGCGAUUUUUCAACAAGAUGCUCUUGAUGUCGCGUGAACAGGCAAUGACAUUGCACCAUUUGGUCCGCGCAUGGCUUUCUUUUACUAGACAAAAUGGUAUCACUACAUGGAUAGCACAUGGCUCUCUUUUGUCGUGGUACUGGAAUGGAAUGAACUUUCCUUGGGAUUUCGAUAUAGAUGUACAAGUGCCUAUAAGAGACUUGCAUCUCCUCAGUAUGAAUUUCAACCAGAGUUUAAUUGUUGAAGAUCCAACUGAAGGAACAGGUAGAUACUUUUUGGAUUGUGGAUCAUAUGUUGGACUUCGUGAGAAGAAUAAUGGAAACAAUGCCAUUGAUGCAAGGUUCAUCGAUGUUGACACAGGAAUGUACGUUGACAUUACUGCGCUUGCAGUAAGCAACACCAAGGCCGAGGAAAAAUACUGGAAAGAUAAUUUGCCACUGCAUGUCAAGAUUAAUGAAAAUGAUUGGACAGAAUUAAACACGGUGAUGAAAUUGUACAACUGCAGAAAUAACCAUUUCUACUCGUACGAUGAGAUAAGCCCCUUGGUGAAGACCGUUGCUGAUGGCGAGAUUGCAUAUAUUCCAGCCAAAUGGGAAAAUAUGUUGAAAAGAGAAUAUAGAUUGGGUAUGACCCAACCAAAAUUUGAAAAACACGUGUGGUUGGACAAAUUGAGAAUUUGGGUUCCCGAAGAGGAUGUGUACUACUUUUUGAGAAACAAGACAAGCUGGAUUGAGUAUUACUCAAAGCCGGCACUGGAAAGAAAUGGUGUUGAUAGUAACGGAAACCCUAUUUUACCAUCAUACUGCUUAACUGAAGAGGAAAAAGCAGAGUUGCGCAAGUUCCAUAACCCAUUCAAAGACCCAGCAUACUUGUAUGCCUUGAGAGAUUCUCAUUUGGAAGCGAUCAAAAACGCUACCUUGCAAGAUAUGGAAGCGUUUUUGCUAAAAGAUGAGUUGUUGCUCACGUAUAUUUCCUCUAGACGGUUUACGUGGUUCCACAUGGACGAAAUGGAAAACAAACUACUUGCUGGUGAUGUCGGAGAGUCUGUUUUGGGUUUAGCAAAGGAGUUGGUGGUGGAAUCUGGAACCAACCUUGAAUUGGAAAAGCAUAUCAGAACAGGCUCAAUGAUGUUUGACCCAUUCCUUUAUAAUAUGGUGAUGCGCGGUGAAAGUUUUGAACUGAGAAUUGAGAAUGUUCAAAGAUUAAUGUCGCUAAAUCAAGAAUGA
Messenger RNA from Lodderomyces elongisporus, 2799 nucleotides. RefSeq names its product mannosyltransferase. Lineage: Eukaryota; Fungi; Ascomycota; Pichiomycetes; Serinales; Debaryomycetaceae. The transcript has a single exon. Bases 1 to 2799 code for a protein of 932 amino acids. The record is from RefSeq and is a predicted model, not a curated record.